CUUUAUCAACGUCAAUCAGUAGUCGAUAUUAUCAUUGGCUUUUUAGCAGCUGCUUCAUAUCUCAGUCUUUAUCUACAAAUUAUUAAUUACCUAUCGUAGCAAAUGAUUUGAUUUUAUUUUCAAUGAUAAGGGCGACGCUUACCGCUGUGAAAUUUUGAGAACGUAAAAAAUGGUGCCGGAACUCUUUAAAAACCGUAUAAUACAAUGGUUAGAAGAUCAUCGUGAAUUUGUAGUUUGUGCAUUCUGCCUGCCCGCUAGCUUCCUCUUCAGUCUCUUUCUGCGCUUUCGAGCCUUCAUACGGAAACUAAACAGCGAUCCGCAGAGACAUGACAGUGCAGUUAGCGAGAUACAAUCUACGAUUCAAAAAUGGAACAGGCUACCAUCAAAGAAUCGUCGUCUCCUUUGCACAUCCAGACCCAAUUGGCUCUCACUUUCCACGACAUUCUUCCAAAAGCACCUACACCACAAAGUUUCGAUACCCCUGUAUGACAUCUUGGAGCUAGACGAGAAGACCAUGACCGUCAGAGUUGAGCCCAUGGUGACGAUAGGGGAUAUAACUGAGUAUUUAAUACCUAAAGGGUACUCUUUGGCUGUUACAAUUGAAUUGGAAGAUGCCACAUUGGGAGGUCUAGCUCUUGGAACCGGCAUGUCGACACAUUCACAUAAAGCAGGUCUCUACCACGAAACGAUAACCAGCUACGAGGUCGUUCUAGGCGACGGUUGCCUCGCGACCGCCACAGCGGAGAACGAAUACUCAGAUCUCUUCAAAGCUCUCCCUUGGUCUCAUGGUAGCUUGGGAUUCCUCGUUGCUUUGACAUUGAAAAUCGUAAAAAUUAAGCCUUAUAUAAAAAUAAAAUACACACCAGUCGAAGGACAAAAGAAUUACUGCGAUAUGAUAAGAGAUAUAUCCGGAGCUAAUGAGUCCACGCCAACGUAUCAUCCGGACUACAUAGAAGCUACCAUAUUCAGCGCUGACAAGGCUGUCAUUAUGACUGGAGAUUAUUCAGACUACGACAGGAAGGUCACGGUGAACCAUUGCUCGAGAUGGUACAAGCCAUGGUUCUACAAACAUGUCGAAUCAUUCCUGGAGAAGGGCGAGGGCGUUGAACUAAUACCAUUGAGAGAUUAUUUGCUGCGCCAUAAUAGACCUAUAUUUUGGGUCGUCGAGGACAUGAUUUCAUUCGGAAAUCAUCCAUUAUUUAGACUACUGUUCGGGUGGCUUUUACCUCCAAAGCCAGCUUUCCUCAAGUUCACCACGACACCAGGCGUCCGAGCUUAUACGUUCACGAAACAAGUAUUUCAAGACAUCGUCCUACCACUACAAGAAUUAGAAAAGCAAAUUGCAAUCGCUAGUAAAUUGUUCGAGAAGUUUCCUCUACUGGUGUAUCCGUGUAAAAUUAUCGAUCACGGUCCACUGUCCGGCCAACUGCGUCGACCUCACAGCAAAUACUUAGUACCGAAAACGAGUUACGCAAUGUAUAACGAUUUAGGUGUUUACGGCGUUCCGGGUAAAGUGAAGGACAAGAAGCCAUACAAUCCUGUGAACGCUAUGAGAGAAAUGGAGAAGUUCACUCGCGAUGUCGGCGGCUAUUCAUUCCUUUACGCGGACAUAUUUAUGACGAGGAAGGAAUUUGAAGCGAUGUUCGAUUUGACACUAUACGAGGUUGUCAGGCGGAAAUAUAGUGCAGAAGGAGCGUUCCCUCAUCUGUAUGAUAAGAUUAAGCCCGAAAUAGACGUGUUUGCGAUCGGUGAAGAGAAUGUCAUAGAAGGCUAAGGGCCGACACGCGACAUUUUAUUCGUUACUUUGUUAU
Vanessa tameamea is the source of this 1811-nucleotide messenger RNA. RefSeq names its product delta(24)-sterol reductase-like. The transcript has 4 exons. Gene Ontology annotation, biological process: steroid metabolic process. The record is from RefSeq and is a predicted model, not a curated record. Gene Ontology annotation, molecular function: FAD binding; Delta24(24-1) sterol reductase activity. The coding region runs from base 170 to 1774 and encodes 534 amino acids. Lineage: Eukaryota; Metazoa; Arthropoda; Insecta; Lepidoptera; Nymphalidae. Gene Ontology annotation, cellular component: cytoplasm; membrane.